This is a messenger RNA of Cornus florida, 1272 nucleotides long. RefSeq names its product ras-related protein RABE1c-like. The record is from RefSeq and is a predicted model, not a curated record. The coding region runs from base 198 to 848 and encodes 216 amino acids. Gene Ontology annotation, cellular component: plasma membrane. Gene Ontology annotation, biological process: protein secretion; regulation of exocytosis. Gene Ontology annotation, molecular function: GTP binding; GTPase activity. The transcript has 9 exons. Lineage: Eukaryota; Viridiplantae; Streptophyta; Magnoliopsida; Cornales; Cornaceae.
CAAUUGUCCGUCGUUGGAUGGCAGUAAUAAGUAGAGAGAUGUAAACACGUAUCAGACGCGGAGAGAGCAAACUCUGCGGAGAUCCUUACUGAGUAUCUAAUAUCUCCUGUCCCCGUGUCGCCGACGACUUGCUAAUCCACUCACGAGACGGAUCGGUUUCGUUUUUGCAGUGUUUACAUUUGUUCUCUAUAUAUAUAAUGGCCGCUCCACCAGCUAGGGCUCGUGCGGAUUACGAUUACUUAAUAAAGCUCCUCCUCAUUGGCGACAGCGGUGUGGGGAAGAGUUGCCUGCUUUUGCGGUUUUCAGAUGGUUCCUUCACAACAAGUUUCAUUACGACCAUUGGCAUUGAUUUCAAGAUAAGAACUAUUGAGCUUGAUGGUAAACGGAUUAAGUUGCAAAUUUGGGAUACAGCUGGUCAGGAGCGGUUUCGGACUAUCACAACAGCUUACUACCGAGGAGCCAUGGGUAUCUUGCUGGUAUAUGAUGUCACAGAUGAGUCAUCUUUCAACAACAUUAGGAACUGGAUUCGCAACAUAGAACAACAUGCUUCUGAUAAUGUCAACAAGAUACUGGUGGGUAACAAAGCUGACAUGGACGAAAGCAAGAGGGCUGUUCCCACCUCCAAGGGUCAAGCUCUUGCUGAUGAGUAUAAUAUCAAGUUCUUUGAAACAAGUGCAAAGACGAAUAUGAAUGUGGAGGAGGUUUUCUUUUCAAUAGGAAGGGAUAUAAAGAAGAGGCUGGCGGAAACUGAUUCCAAGGCUGAGCCUCAGACAAUUAGGAUCAACCAACCAGACCAGGCGUCUAGCAGUGGUCAAGCCGCCCAGAAAUCUGCCUGCUGUGGUUCAUAAUUCGGAUAAAAACAUUGUUAGAGGGGAAGGGUCCUGCAAGUGGCACUUUGAGGGUGCAAAAACUAACAGUUGAUGACGAAAUGGCCGUCCACGACUCUAUUGCCCUACUUAUUUAUACGACCAAUACUUGCAUUAAGAAGUUGUUAUUUUGCUUUGAUUUGUGGAGUUUACUAUAUGAUUUUUCCCUUCAUCCCUCUUCUGGCUUAUUUUAUUCUUGUUUUCCCCCUUCGUUUAAUUUUAUUUUUGUUUAUUUUAACCCCUUGCGGAACUUGUGGUUAUGGAUUCUUAAUAGUGGGUUUGUGGAUUUGAUGUAAGAUAAAUAGAAGAAUCCUUCUGAUCUUUCAAGCAAUCUAGGAUGUUAUAUGUGCUUGUUAUUGUAAUUGGUAUUAUCAUAGAAUAAUUAUUAAGUAUGAUUUUUGGCUCA